This is a messenger RNA of Amoebophrya sp. A120, 766 nucleotides long. The record is from the annotation of a GenBank genome assembly. NCBI's taxonomy places the organism in Eukaryota, Dinophyceae, Syndiniales, Amoebophryaceae.
AGCGUACUACUUUUCUGCUCGUUUCUGCACGUGCCGGGGAAAGGAAAUGUUUUAUAAAAUCUACUUUAUAUAUUAACCUUAACAAACUCAAACUAAGGGAGAAGUGAAGGGUGCUCGCAACGACACCCGAGGCACUACCAGACACCUUAACCUUUUUUUUAUCCUGCAAGCACUAUAAUGGUGGAGAAAUGAGUAUAGCACACCGCAGUGAUAUGCAAACGCGUCACAGAAUUGUGGAAUAAAGGUGCAUAGCUUUAGACUGAUCAGCUUUGUUUCCAAGCUUCAGAAUUUAGGUCCGCCGCGACGAGCAGAUAGUCAGGCAGUGCCACUACAUGUGGCAGCCAGUGGCAGAAGCAAGCAUAGCAGAUUCCAUUUCGUGCGAAGGACUCCUGUGACGCAUUUGCAUUGGACACCUGCUUCACCUGAACUUACCGACGAUUCUCCAAGAGCAAGAAGAUAUGCAAUGUGCUGGUGCUGUUUCAAUCUGUAUAAUAUGGCAGGGCGCUGCCGCUCCGUACUUGCUUCAUGUUUUUUUCAACAUUGCAUAAAGUUGAUUGCAGUUACACCUACCGCUGCUCUUUCUAGCGGUCUAUCUACCCAAGGCCAGGGUCGAAGAGCGCUUGAGCAGUCGCGUUUUUGUAAGUCUGCAAUAAAUGUCUCAUCAUAAAAGCAAAAUCAAAACAAGCCCAUGUGUGGGAAAAACAAUUGCACCUGUAUAAACGCUUGCAAAUGAAACAACCUCCUACCACAUGAUAGAUAGGUUCAG